Molecule: messenger RNA, 2352 nt
Organism: Colius striatus (speckled mousebird)
Lineage: Eukaryota; Metazoa; Chordata; Aves; Coliiformes; Coliidae
Gene: WBP2NL
Product: WBP2 N-terminal like
Exons: 8
Coding region: 49-873 (274 amino acids)
Biological process (GO): positive regulation of DNA-templated transcription
Cellular component (GO): nucleus
Molecular function (GO): chromatin DNA binding; transcription coactivator activity
Source: RefSeq, a predicted model, not a curated record
GCGGGACCGCGGCGCUCGGGGUGACGCCAGGGCGUCAGGCGCGGCAAGAUGGCGCUCAACAGGAACCACUCGCAGGAAGGCGGUGUCGUUAUCCCCAAUGCCGAGAGUGUUCUCAAACAGUGUAAAGACGUGGAGCUCUCCUUCAGUGAUGUGACAGGCAAGCCCGAAGCCUUCAAAGGCACCAAGAAAGGGAUGCUGUAUCUCACCCCUUACAGGAUGAUCUUUGUGUCAAAGGGCAAGGAUCCUAUGCUGUCUUUCAUGAUGCCCUUUUAUUUGGUGAAAGGAUGCUCAGUUGAGCAGCCUGUUUUCUCUGCCAAUUACAUCAAAGGACAGAUUCAGGCCGAGGCAGGAGGUGGCUGGGAAGGGCAGGCGACAUUUAAACUGACUUUCAACAGUGGAGGAGCCAUUGAGUUUGGACAGCUGAUGCUCAAAGCUGCCUCUAACGCUUCCAGUGGAGUUCCUCUCCAGACCCCUGGCUAUGGCUAUACACCCAUGCCCGGGGGGUACGCGCCGGCGCCUGGGGGCUACGCGGCUCCUCCACCACCCAACGGGCCGUAUCCUUACCCACCACCUCCCAUGAGUGCCUAUGGACCUGCCCCACAGCCCAUGGGAUAUCCAUAUGCCCAGACUCCAGGUAUUUACCCACCACUUCCAAACAUGACCCCAGCGUAUGUGCCGCCUCCUCCCCCCUACUACGGGCCAUCUCCUGCAGGACCCUCGGCCCCCUCCGCACCCCCAGGGAUGCCAGGAGGCAGUCAGGUCAUGGAGGCCACUUCCAGUGUGUAUUACAACCCUGCCAACCCCCACAACGUGUACAUGCCCAUGGAUCAGCCACCUCCUUAUGAAACUCCUGCAGAUAAGAAGAACAACUAACAGAAGGAAAUUGCAACCAGCCUCCCACACUCUCUUUCCCUGAGGACAACUUGGCUGUUACAACCCCUCGGGUUAGCGUAUCUCUAGGCCUCUUUUUAUGUAUACAGUAUAUAUGUAGUGCUGGGCAGCUGAGCACCUGCUCUCCUUAAACAUUAAGCCACUGGAAUAACAAUAAUACAAGGUGGAACAACAGCACUUUCCUGCUUAUUUGCUUUAUCUCCCAGGGUCGAAGCACUAACCUUUUGCUCUGCCAUUGGACAGAGGAAAGAGAUGGACUUCUUAAACCACCAGUAGAUCACAUCACUAACCUAGGACUAAAAUACAAAGGCCAUGGGACCUUGGAGUAGUAGUACUUGGAGUGACAAACUUUUGGUUUCUUCUGAAGCACCAUCCAAAGGGAAAGGGUACAGAGAGCCACGAGAUUCCUUGCAUAGACCCUUGGGUGCCCUAGAAAGGUGUUAAAUUCCCUUAAAUUCACGCACAGCUCAGCGUGAGAUGGGACUCUGGAAAUCCUGUGUUGUGCUGGAAGCGUGUGCUUCAUGUCCUGGACUAACACUCAUGUGCUGAACUUGGGAAGUGCACCCUGAGAGACACAAAGCGUUUGGCUGUGUGAGAGGGAAGGAGCCGGGCCCCAGCCAGCCCACCUUUGGAAUGGAAUGGAAAAGCCAACAAGGGUGCGCUGCAGGCUGGGAGCUGGUGCUGGCAGGCACAGCUCAGCCUCCCUUUCACUCUCUUGAAGUAGAUCCCACAUCUAUGCUCUGAGCAUGUGUCGAGCAGCCACUCUGCAAGUGUGAUGGAGUCGAGUGCUGCAGAGGAGGCUGCUGGCCUGGGAGCAAAAGAUGUCACCUUAGGAAGGUGGCUUGGUGUCAGCCUUGUCAGGAGAUGGACCCCACAGCCCUGGCUCCUGCUGUGGGCUGGCUCCAUGGGGGGAAACUGCCUUCCAGCUUUGCCUUGUGCUGCUGCAGCUGGCACCUGUGUGCCUGUGUCUGAGUGGCGUGGAGGCUGCGAUACCAGAGCUGGGCUGCCCUCAGAUGGGAACUGCUGCCUGCUGGGUGUCUUACACUCAGCUCUCUCACCGAGAGUGGCUGCUCAGCCACCACCUUUCCUUCUUCCUUAGGACGUAGUGCCAUUAAACCUGAUCUGAAGAGUGUCUCUUGUCUGGUGGAGACCCUUGUGGUCCUUUACUAAUGGGGCAGUUGUGCUUCUUCCUGCAGCCUCCCUGCCUUCACAGUGAGGGGGAGGGAAUGUUUUCCCUCUUGCUUCCCUGUGUGCCAGGGCUCUCCUGGAAGUCUGGUUUGCAAAACUUGCAGGUGUGAAUUCCUAAAGCAGCACUGCAUGGGAGGAAGUGAAUUUCCUUAUCUAUAAACACCUUGUAAGUCUGAGUUAACGAGAUAUUCUAUAACUCUGUAUUUAAAAUUCAGCCAUGAAUGUUUGUAACUUUUUGAAUUGCACUUUAAUACAGGAGAGUUGAUACUUUUA